Messenger RNA from Trifolium pratense (red clover), 1197 nucleotides. Its product is annotated as NDR1/HIN1-like protein 1. The record is from RefSeq and is a predicted model, not a curated record. Bases 260 to 889 code for a protein of 209 amino acids. Gene Ontology annotation, biological process: defense response to other organism. The transcript has a single exon. Lineage: Eukaryota; Viridiplantae; Streptophyta; Magnoliopsida; Fabales; Fabaceae.
AAACUUACACAUAAAACAAUCAACAUACCAACCACAAAAAGACACAAAUAAAAACACAAAAAGCGUGAACCACACGAAACCACCUCAUAAUUCCAUCUCUUCACAAAAACAAUUCUAUAUUUUCCUCUCUCAAUACUCCUCCAUUUCACACACUCUCACCCUUCUCCAAAUUAAUAUCUUAAAAUUAUUAUUCUUCACUCAUCUAACAAACUCACUCUUCACACACACACACACACACACACACACUCUCAACAUCAUCAUGUCGGUAAAAGAGUGUGACCAUCACAAAGGAAGAAAAAGAAUAAUCUUCCGAAAAAUAUUUUGGGGAAUCAUAGUAUUCCUCUUCAUAAUUCUUCUAACAAUUCUCCUCAUAUGGGCAAUCCUAAGACCAACAAAACCAACCUUUGUCCUCUUAGACAUAACCGUAGCGGCUUUCAACGCCACGCAACCAAAUUUUUUAACAUCCAACUUCCAGGUAACCCUAUCAUCCAGAAACCCGAACGACCACAUCGGAGUCUACUACGAUCGUCUGGAUACUUACAUCACUUACCGGAGCCAACAAAUUACUUACCGGACAGCUAUCCCGCCUUCUUACCAAGGACACAAGGAAAUCGACGUUUGGUCGCCGUUUGUUUAUGGUACUGAUGUUCCGGUUGCUCCUUUCAACUUUGUGAGCCUUUCACAAGAUCAAUCUAACGGUAAUUUUUUUGUUAACGUUAAAAUUGACGGUAGAGUUCGUUGGAAGGUUGGUGCGUUUAUUUCGGGUCGUUAUCAUUUACAUGCUCGUUGUCCUGCUUAUAUCUCAAUUGGUAAUAAUGGUAACGGUGUUAAUAUGGGAGAAAACGCCGUUAAGUAUCAGUUGGAUCAACGUUGUUCUGUUAGCGUUUGAGAGUAAAUUAAUUAUUAUCUAGCUACGUUAAUUUUGUGUAUCUAUUUCUUUGUAUUGUAUUUUAUACCGUACGUACUUGUAUUUAUUUUGUAUUUGUGUAUUUGAAUUUUACCGUUUGCUAUAGAAUAUUAUAGAGAAUUAUGGGAAAAGAUGAAAGAUUCAUCUGAAGUAUAGCAAAAUUACAUGUAAUAAUAACAUGUAUAUGUACUAUUAUAUGCCGACAUAAUGGAACCGCAAGGUUAAUAAAUUAUGUAUAUGUUGGUUAAAUUUAGAUAGGAAAUAAGUGGAUGAUGAAGAAUCCAUUGUCA